AUGACGACACAACCAAUGAGGACACAACCAAUGAGGACACAACCAAUGACGACACAACCAAUGAGGACACAACCAAUGACGACACAACCAAUACAUUCUCUUCUGCUGCCCACCCCCGCAACAGUGUAGGAUUAAGCUAGUUCGGGGCCUGUAGCAUGUGAUGUUAUAAAGGGGCCCUAAAUAGACAAAAAUACAUGGAUAUUAAAACACAUUUUUAACUUGCAUAGUAAUCGUAUUUUUUCAUUUGCUAUACAGUAUACAGCCAGAUAAUACGACAAAUCGCUAACCUUAAACACCCAGUCGUUCAUAAAAGCCGAAGGCUUUUGAUAGUGCGGGGCCUCGUAGUUACAACACGUGUAGGCCCCGUGUAGGCCUCGUGGCUGCCACACGUGUAGGCCCCGUGUAGGGCUCGUGGCUACUACAUGUGUAGCUACUUGUGCUACGAGGAUCACCAGGAACUGGCCCGCAGCCUGAAUCACUGCGGAGGGCACACGGAGAGAGACGGAGAGAGACCCCUGCCACCCCCACACACAAGAGUUCCUUCCUGCGAAGGCGAUUCUUCUAAAGUGAAGGUGCAAGACGGACGGACGGACAGCAAGACAAGAUGAUAGGUAGGCAGAUAGACAGCCCUAACAAGCAGAACGACGACGAACAGCAUUAUAGAUAGACACGCAGAGGCAUGCAGGUCGACAAAACUUGGAAAAAUAGAUUAACGGACUUACAAACAGUACAAAAGUUACGCAGAUAAUGAGAAGGAAGGGAAUACAGCAGCAGCUCAAUAGAAUGAUCGGCAUACAGACAGACAGGCAGAGAGACAAAUACGGAGGAAGAUAGUUGUAUAUGGAAAUGAAACUUAAACAACCGCUGUUUUCAAAACUUAAAACCCAGUUAUUGAUUGGCCAGGGUCAAGGCCACUCCGAUUAGCACGGUUGGCUACGUACGGUGCGAAAGAAGUUAAACAUACGGUACAUACACAGAAGUAUAAAGUAGCAUAUACAGCCUUAGAGCGUAGCAACACAGACGUGCUGGCGUUGAAGCAACCCUGUGACCCGAAUCAACUGCUACCAACAACGCUACUGCUGCUCCUGCUAGGGACGACGACGAUGACAACGUGACUGACAACGUUGCCCAAUGCACCCGGACAGCAAAGCUCACUUGGACAUUCAUCUCAUCCCCAGCACCUUGGCCCGCUCCUCCCUGAGCCACCAUCACCAUGCCUCCUGCAGGCCGGCGCCCAGCCUGCCCCCUCCUGCCGCUGCUGCUCCUCCUGUGCCUCACCUGGCCGGCGUUGGCGCCCAUGGGCGCCAACACGGGCCCGUCGUGUCCCAACGGCUGCGCGUGUCACCUCGACAGCUACGGCCGCUUCUCCAGCUACAGCCUGACGCGUGUCGACUGCUCGUCGUCAGGACUGCGGGACUUCCCCGCCACUCUGCCUCUGACCACGACGCACCUCUCGCUGGUGGACAACCACCUGGGCCCGACGGUGAACCCAGGCGGACCCGGUUACACGACCCUGCUGGCUCUCAACCUCAGUCACAACGGCGUGAAGCGCCUGCACAAGGGCACCUUCUCCAGGCUGCGCUACCUGGACGCGCUGGAUCUGAGCUACAACGCCGUGGGGCAGGUGGACGCGGGCGCCUUCGAGAGGGCUCCGUUGUCCACAAUCGACCUGAGCCACAACGCCCUGUCGGACGAGUUCGACCUGAGCGCGUUUGAAGCGGACCUGCCGGUGAUUGGGGUUCAGAGGCUGUCCCUUGACCUGUCCCACAAUCGGAUCAGCGCCCUGAAGCGAAAGGGAGGAGGGGGUGGUGGUGGUGCUCCUGCUGGAACGCUGCACAUACGAAGUCUCAACCUGGCUGCAAAUGCUCUCAUGGAGGCGCCACCACCGGAACUUCUGAGACACCUACCAGACCUACAAUACCUCAGCCUGGACUCAAACCCCAUAACUCGACUCCGACAGUCAGCCUUUUUUCACCUCAGGGACCUCACACACCUAUCCCUCCGUAACCUCGCUCCGGAUGUACACUUUUCCAGAGGAACCUUCCGGGGUCUCGAGGGGACACUGCAAGUCUUGGACCUUUCUGAAAACUGCCAGUCAGGAGUUACCCUUUUGGGAGUCGAGCUGGGCGAGCUGAGAUCGCUGUUUGAACUUCAGCUGUCGGUGUCUGACGACCCAUCUCUGGCCCUGCUGCCGGCGGCCCUGGGCCUCCCCCUAGCAGGCGCGUGGAAGUGCUGGGAGCCACGGUACCCCAAAGGUCGUGCCGCCACGCACAAAGUGACCGGGGGCUGCAUGAACGUGGCGUGUUACAGAUUCCCCGCGCACGAGACGCUCUAGCCGAGCGCUGGAAACUGCAGCUCCCCCUCCGCGACCCACCGUCGUACGUACGCCUUUCCACGUUCAGCACGGCCGUGCUCUCCCUUCGCAGUGGAAACUGAAGUGGUUACACGCUCUAAGCGUACCCGACUGUUUGGUCACGUUUGAAGGAAUGGGUGGUGACCACACUUGAAAACCAUGAGCCGCACGGCUCGCCAUCCCGGCCAGGUGCGGUCUCCGUACAUCCCCUUCAUGGCGUCGUCCCGAACAAAUUCGCCGACGUGCCGGCUUGGAACCUGACGUGGCGUCCCCCGUUGCCUUGGUGAAUUCCGAUGAACGUUACGUAUUGCACACGCCACAUGAUUGAUAAACGCGUGCUGAUGAUUUGUGGAGAGCGCUGGUACGAUUGUAAGAGAUUGGUGAUGCUGCUGCGUUGACCAGCCCCCCUCAUUAAUAAUCAUGAGCGGGUGACGUCACUAUGCAUGGAGGACCCCCCCUCAUUAAUAAUCAUGCGCAGGUGACGUCCUCCAAAUGGACAC
Messenger RNA from Petromyzon marinus (sea lamprey), 2853 nucleotides. Lineage: Eukaryota; Metazoa; Chordata; Hyperoartia; Petromyzontiformes; Petromyzontidae. The record is from RefSeq and is a predicted model, not a curated record.